Messenger RNA from Penicillium vulpinum, 1851 nucleotides. Its product is annotated as transcription factor TFIIIC subunit TFC1. NCBI's taxonomy places the organism in Eukaryota, Fungi, Ascomycota, Eurotiomycetes, Eurotiales, Aspergillaceae. The coding region runs from base 1 to 1851 and encodes 616 amino acids. The record is from RefSeq and is a predicted model, not a curated record. Gene Ontology annotation, biological process: transcription initiation at RNA polymerase III promoter. The transcript is spliced from 5 exons. Gene Ontology annotation, cellular component: transcription factor TFIIIC complex.
AUGGACGACUAUCGGGGGUCUAGGACUGCUCCCUUCUACGCAGUGCCAUCCCAUCGCCUCGUCAGCGUCGAGCACCCUGCUGUGAUCCGCAAUGUCGAUAAGGCGAUAGAGACCUUACAAGGCGACACAGGAAUAAAAACAAUCUUGAACCCGGCCAAAGACGGCACACUAGCUAAUCUGGUGUUGCGGCCAGAAGAUGCUAUGGCUCGAUCGGUCCAGUCAACGAGCAUCCAAUCAAACAACGUUCUUCUCAAAGUCACUGUCCCUAAGCGGACAGGACGGAAGCGCAAGAUAGGCUCGAACGAGCCUUUCACAUAUGUACCGGAGUCUGAAGCAUCCGAGCCGCCCCCGCGACGGACCGCUAAGGAUCUCUUGCGCAGUCUGAGUGAUAACCCUUCCAAGUAUCAGAUUGAGCCAGUUGGGAGGGUUGAACGGACACAUGUGUUCCGAGGAAUACCUGAUUUCGUCUACUCGACUACAGCGAGUUCCUUUACGAACCGCUUCCGAGACCAAAUUCUUCCAUUUGACUUCGAAAAAAUGAAGCAAUUUGAUAUCGACAUGGCCAAAGGCACCACUAGUACCGCAGAUCUUAUCCCGCCGCCAUCGUUCAGCCACGGAGACGUCCCAUUCCACUAUAUCUACCGCCAAAACCCAACAGUAAAACAAGCAAUCGGGCGCUCGGGAAAACUAGAAACAGUGAACACCCAAACUGCCAACAAAAUCCUAACCCACCUAGUCCCGUACGACGUACCCGUUGUCCCAUCAGAGCCACGCCCAAAUAUGCUCCCAAUGAGCGCCCUGGACCCAGGCAUGCACCGAACAAUCGCGACACUAAACGCCUUGUACGAAAAACAGCCCGCCUGGACCCGCCGCGGUCUCCGCAACAACCUCACAACAGACGAAGACCGUUUGAAUCUCCGGCACGCGAUUCCGUACGUGGGCUACAUCUUCCGCUCCGGACCAUGGCGCGAUGCAAUCAUCAAACUCGGUGUCGACCCACGCACCUCACCAGAGUAUCGAUACUACCAAACAUUCAUGUUUCGGCUUCUGGCACGAGAAGCCGAGCUCGCGCGCGACGGAGGCGGCGGCCGACGACAUAAUGUUCCGCGACCCAGCGACCAGCGCGGUGGCGAAGACGAAGGUGCCAAUGGGCCGUCGACGGGUCAUAUAUUCACUGGCAAGCAGCCGUUUGCGCAAGACGGACGGAUCUGGAUGGUGGGCGAGAUCAAGGAUCCCCAGCUUGUAAAUGACUUGUUUCCUGCUGAUCCGGGGCCUGGAUUCCUGCGCAGCGAGUGCGAUAUUGUUACUGACGGGUGGUUUGGGAAUGGCACUCUUGCGAAGGCGAAGACUGUUAUGCGACAUAAGAUUCAGGCGUUGAUGGAAGGGCGGGAGCCGGAUGAUCAGGAUUAUGUGAGGGUUAUGCAGCUUCCUGCUCAUGCGAAAUCUGAGGCUGAUUUCCCGCUUUUCACGCUUGAUCCUGAGGUGGCGACGCAGAAGGAGAUCACGCUUGCUACGGAGGUUCGGGCGAUCAUUCGCAGUUCGCCGGUUUGGAGGAAGUUGUCGGCUAAUGCUGGGUUGGUUCGGAGGAAUGUUGGGGAGGGGAGAGGGAAGGUAAAGGGGAAACAGGCUUUGAAGGGGAAGAGUGUUGAGCGGGAACCUGAACCUGAGCCUGAGCCCGAGCCUGAGAAGGCCGACGAGGAGAGUGAAGGUGAAGAGGAAGAGAUCCAGCGGAGGGAGAUGCUGGCAGCUCAGGUUGCAGAUGCUGCUGCGGCGAGGGAUGCCGAUGAAGCCGCUGACGACGAUGACGAUGAUAGUGAUGACAUGGAUGAAGAUGAGGAUGAGGACGAGUAA